CUUUCCUCCGACCCUAAGCUAUGAUAUAAUCGCCAACAUUAUUUUCCAUGCGCAAAGCAUAUCCUCGCAAUCAUUUCCUUGCACAAACAUGUCGUUAGCACAGGUCAGCAAAGGCGACAUGCCCUACCAAGUCCGGUCUCUCUACCGGUCGUUACUGCGAACAGGCGGUCAAUUCGCCUCGUACAACUUCCGCGAGUACGCGAAACGGAGAACGCGCGAUGCCUUCCGAGAACACCAAAACGAGACGGAUGAGAGGAGGAUACAAGAGUUGGUGCAAAAAGGCUUGAAGGAACUGCAAGUGAUGAAGAGACAAACGGUCAUCAGCCAGUUCUACCAGCUCGACCGGUUAGUGGUAGAAGGCGGCAAGACGGGGAAGCAGAAGGGCGACGAGGGCGGGAUUGUGCGGCAGAAGGACCAAGGUUGGGAUUGAAGUGCCGCCGUGGAUCAGAAGUGCAAAUUCGGAUCUUUUGUAACAGGAGCUACAUACUCUUCUCGGACUGUUUGGGGCAAAUCGCAUUGGAGAGGGUGUUGCAGAGCGCACCCGUCCGCGACUGUACUAUACUGAAGUCUGCUUUCCCCGAGGGCUAGAAGACGGAUACGUCGCUGUAGAUAUAUGACUCUCAUAACUCCGUCGAUUUUGA
Trematosphaeria pertusa is the source of this 641-nucleotide messenger RNA. RefSeq lists its product as uncharacterized. The record is from RefSeq and is a predicted model, not a curated record. Gene Ontology annotation, cellular component: L-cysteine desulfurase complex; mitochondrion. NCBI's taxonomy places the organism in Eukaryota, Fungi, Ascomycota, Dothideomycetes, Pleosporales, Trematosphaeriaceae. Gene Ontology annotation, biological process: iron-sulfur cluster assembly. The coding region runs from base 89 to 430 and encodes 113 amino acids. The transcript has 4 exons.